UAAGUCUGGAUAUAUUGAAGGAGGAGAGGUGGGAUCCAGUAAGUGAAUAUUUAGAUAUAAUGGGAGAAUACAAUUUUGUCUCAUUAUUAAAUGCUGUAAGUAACGAGCGGGGAGCACCAAAUGCCAAAUUCAGCAAGCAUCACCUAAAUAUUGACGGUGGCAAUAACGCCGAAAUAGAAGACUUUCCAUACGUGGCUUCCGUCCAAUAUUGUCCUUUUGCAUGCACACACGUUUGCACUGCUCUUAUCAUUAACGAAAACUGGGUAUUGACCGGCGCCAAUUGCAUUGCGUCCAUUUCAGCACAAAAGGUUGAUGUUGGAGCAUCUGACUUAACCCAAGACGACAAAGUCACCGUUGACAUUGAAGCUGAAUUUAUUCAUCCUGAUGCCCCUUCUGACGGAUUCGGACCAAAUGAUCUUGCUCUACUUAAGUUAUCUCAACCACUGACCUUCAACGACAAAGUUCAGGCAGCAAAAUUGCCCAAGCAAGGCCAAGAAUUCACCGGUAUAGCUAAUGUGACUGGUUUCGGUAACAGUAAAUUCUCUGUCCGCAACGACCUCCGAACAGCCCGUGAUGUAACUCUUAUAUCUAAUGAUGAUUGCACUAAAGCCAUCAACGAAAUUUUCCCAGACGUAUAUUCUAAUGUAGAUGAGAAGAGCAAUUUAUGUACAUUAAGCAAAACAGCAAACUCCUGCGACGGUGAUCUCGGUGGUCCUUUGAGUCAAGACGGAACCGUCAUCGGUGUAGUUACGUGGCACUUAAAGCCAUGCGGUUACCGCGGAAUUCCAACUGUGUACACCAAGCUUUCCAACUUCAUGGACUGGAUCGAAAAAACCAUUACCGAAAAUAAGUAAAUUAUAUAAUUUGUUAAAAAUAUAGAUAUAAUUCAAUAA
Psylliodes chrysocephalus is the source of this 893-nucleotide messenger RNA. The record is from the annotation of a GenBank genome assembly. NCBI's taxonomy places the organism in Eukaryota, Metazoa, Arthropoda, Insecta, Coleoptera, Chrysomelidae.